Molecule: messenger RNA, 2754 nt
Organism: Staurois parvus
Lineage: Eukaryota; Metazoa; Chordata; Amphibia; Anura; Ranidae
Source: the annotation of a GenBank genome assembly
UCAAAAGAGGAGAAGAAAGUUGAACCUGCCCCACAUGUGGUGGACACCUCUGAUAAGAGAAGGCGGCGCAGAGAACAGCCAUCUGAACCAGUUGCUCCUGAGCCCGAAGCACCUGCUGCCGAUCAGGCAGCUUGUGAGCCUGCAAUUAAGGCCGAAGAACCAGAGCCAGAACCAGAGUCUCCCAUGAUACCGGAACCUGUAGCCACUCCCACCCUGGGAGUGAACACCAGGAGAUCAUCACAAGCCCUGGAAACAAUUGCAGAGAAACCUACUCCUAAAUCGGUGACACCAAAAUCCACAAGGCCACGUCCGAAAAGCCGCAUGUCACGUUAUCGAAGUGCUUCCGCUCAAAGGCUAAGGAGAAGGCAAGCUGUGGCACAGCAGGUGGAACUGGCACCCCCAGUGGCUGAGGAAGGAACUGCAAGUUCAGGAACCACAGAGACUGGUGCUUCAGAAGCUUUAGGAACGGGCGAUGCCCCGCAAGGGUCAGAAUCGCCCGCCGUUGCCCAGACAGUGACCCAGCCAACCCGUGCUAGCCUUAAAUACCACAAGACUAAAAAGUAUUUGGUAACAGAAUGGUUAAAUGACAAGGUGGAGAAACAGGACUGUCCUAUGGAUCAGCCGCUGCGGAUUACCACAGAUCCCACAGUGUUGGCAACCACCCUUAACAUGCUACCUGGACUGUCUCAUUCCCCUUCCAUCAACACACUUCCUAAACACUACAUACGCUUUGUUUCUCCUUACAUGCCUGAGAGGCGGAGGAGACCCCCAAAGGUGGAUGGCACUUAUGGAUCAUGUAAAAAGCGCUGGAUGAAACUAGCCUUGGAAGAGGCUGUGACACAACCAGCCAGCUCUGUACAGGAAAACUCCCAACCUUUAUACCAAAGUAAUGAGAGCAACUGCUCAUCCAACAAUGGAACCAAUACAGAAGUUACAGCCCCUUUAAAAAAGUGGAAGACUAAAUACAUCUUGGAAGAAAACUCUGCCAUGGUGUCAAGCCCAGUACCAUUUCCCCCUGCUCUUCCUAAUUCCACCACCACAGAUUCCCUCAGUCCACUGCAGACCACACCUAGCUCUUCCCUUCCCGGUGAAGAGGAAUCCCGAUAUGCAUAUGGACUCUUGUUCUCUCCCAUCCCAUCCCUCGCUGCUAGCCGCUGCAAUACUCCACUACAGUUUGAGCCUUGUCUUCGGCCUGAUGUUGACCUGGUGAAGCCCACUUUCUUGGAUGUAUCUGUGGAAAAUUGCCAAGAACUCCAAACUACUGUCACCACGGGCCUGUCCGAUAUUGCUGCUCAGUCGCCCAACGCGUCUCUGCCGUACAGCGGCUCAUCGGAGUCAAAUGCUCUUGGAAAAUCUGGAGAAGGCUCAGUGCUGCUAAGAACUUCGGAACAGACUUUCCGGCCUGAGUUCAAUUUAAUGUAUGCUUUCUCCCCGUUAAAUGCUAUGCCACGGGCAGAUGGCUCAUUACGGGGAUCACCUCUUGUCGGAGAAAGGAAGCCUUCCCAGUCAGAUAUGUACUGUGGCUCUCCAGUGGAGGCCUUUUAUAACAGGGCAGGUCCUGGACCUUUAAAAGAAUCUGCACAAGGAUCCAUGUCUCCGUGCAGUGAAAGAGCUUGUGAGGGCAUCAGGUCUUCUCCUCAGAACCCACCACAGAGGAAAAAGGUAUCACUCUUAGAGUAUCGGAAGAGGAAGCAAGAAGCCAAGGAGGUGACGUCUUCCCCUGGUGGAGACAUAAUACGCUGCUGUGCUGGGACUCCAACUCGCCAAAGCAGCAACGGCUCCAUUUCUGACACAGACCUGUCUGCUGGGUUGCAGCUCCAGGCACCAACGUCCCCACAGAGUGGCUUCUCUUCUCCCUCCCAUCCGUCUAUGCCUCAGACCGAAGAGGUCAGCCCUACCGAGAUGAGGACAGUAAGCUCUGGUCAGAGUAAGGCUGUGGAGAACAUCAGUAGCCGCUGGAUGGUUCCAACAUCAGUGGAGCGGCUACGUGAGGGGCAGGGAAUCCUGGAACGUGUCUUGCGGAGUGGGGUAAAAGUGCAGCAGCGGGGAGAGCGAUCACCUUCCAGAGACAGUAGUCUGGACAGAGAAUCUGGUAACAAUAAAAAGGAUGGAGACUCAGAGGCGAUGAACAUGGCUGUUUCUAAAGGACCAGCCGUCUACAGCCCUUCCAGAUACAACUACCAGUUCCUGCAGUGUGACAGUCCUCAACAAGAGACGAUCAACCUCCUCUCUCAAAGCUCGUCACCGUUCCGCGGCCCAGCUGCUCAGCCCAGUGGUUACAGCUAUAGGACACUGCAGAGGACAGGACACGGUCACAACGAGUCGUCUGUCAUUUCCACUUCCUAUUCAAGUCCUUCCCAUAUUGCUUCCACAGACUCGCCCAGUACCCAAUGUUCAGGGAGCUCUGGGUAUUACAACAGCCAGCAGCUUUAUGGGAGCAAUGCUGGCACGUGCCAGCCAAGGAAAAGCUUCCAUCAUCGAGGCCCCAGUCGUGAGGCAAGUCCAGCCCAAUUGCUCAGGACAGACUCUAUACCCUCAGACUCACAAGCCAGCACUGGGGCUUCUGGCAACUCCACCCCUCAGGGGUCCAGAUCAGACUCUCGGACUAUAAACAUGUCAGGCUCCAGGAUUUCUACUGUGUCUAGCCCGCAGCAUUAUCCACAGCGCACCUCUAGUGUUCACCAGUAUAGACUGCAGCAGAUGCAAGGCUCAGGAGUUAAACGCCGCAGACUGGCCUUUCAUAGGACUGCUUGA